This is a messenger RNA of Chondrus crispus (carragheen), 216 nucleotides long. RefSeq lists its product as hypothetical. The record is from RefSeq and is a predicted model, not a curated record. The coding region runs from base 1 to 216 and encodes 71 amino acids. NCBI's taxonomy places the organism in Eukaryota, Rhodophyta, Florideophyceae, Gigartinales, Gigartinaceae. The transcript has a single exon.
AUGCUUGCCUGCUACAUACGAGAGACCCGUGAGAAAAAAAAAAAAAAACGCAAGAUUGGAGCCUGUUGUGUUUCACGACUUAGCGUGGAGGCUCGCAACCGGAGGAAAGAACAUGUGACGCAAAGUGGUGGAACCUUGCCAUUCUGCGUUCUGCCAAUUCUGGCAUGUGGCUCAUGGUCGUGUGGAGAACAGUAUCCACCUUACCCACCGCGAUAG